Chaetomium globosum CBS 148.51 is the source of this 1527-nucleotide messenger RNA. RefSeq lists its product as uncharacterized. The record is from RefSeq and is a predicted model, not a curated record. The transcript has 2 exons. Bases 1 to 1527 code for a protein of 508 amino acids. Lineage: Eukaryota; Fungi; Ascomycota; Sordariomycetes; Sordariales; Chaetomiaceae.
AUGAGAAUCACAUCUAGCCAAGCACUGCACAAACCCUGCUUAACCCCGCUGCCUACCCAAGUUAGACCAGAAGCAGGGUUACUCGACGAGGACAGUGAGAAGCGAGUCCUUCGAGAAAAGCUGGAGACGAUCGAGGCGCAGAGUCCCGAUCAGCUAGCCAAGGACCUCAAGAAGUUCUCGGGCCUUUUCAACCAGAACCUCCAGGCCAUAGCGACUGACAAUCGCAUCAAAGGUGCCAGUGGCAAGCUUCCGUUAAUGAACCCCUCUGACCCUUUCGUGGGAAAGAAUGUCACAAAGAAUACAAACCGCGUUGCGGCUUUUGUUCGCCCGACCAAUGCCGUUACCACUCCCCUCCGCUCGGCGCGACGUUACCAGCCGUCUCGGAUACCUGCCAUCUUUACGCUCCCCGGUUUGGUGGUUCCUCCUCCGCCAGCAGCGCCCUAUUUCCACCACGCCCCCCCGAUGCCUCACAAUCCACCGAUGGGGCCGUCCGGGUUUCCGCCCAACACCGGCGGCGGCGGGGCCGGUGGCCGCCCCGUGGGGUACCCCACGUACAACCAAAGCAACCAGGCACCGGAGCCAGGCAAGGGGCUUCAGGGGCUGGCUCAGCGGAAGAAUGGCCUGGCCAUCGCAAAUUCUUUUCUUGGUCCUCCCCGUGGCGACGUUCCCAACGGCGCUUGUGCCCGGUGCAAUUACCCCAACCCAAGCCGAGGCAGUAACCACCACCCCCGUCCGAGCCAGAACGGUCCCCCCGUGAUGCUCCCAUAUGGUCCCGGCGCCGGUCAACCACGAAUGGCAUCCAAGCCCUCGCUCACCGCGCACCCUCACGCCACCUCCCGGCCGCCUCUCCCGGUAGCUCAGAGAUCCCAAUCUUUCCGACCUCCCAUCCCUGCGCCCCAGCCGGGUCAGCCAGCCUUUCCGCGGGUCAUCCCCCACGGUCCCUACGAUCCCCCGCCGCCCUUCCCGCCACGUGCAAUUUUCAACCCCGCCGCUACUGGAACGACAGCAGCUCCUACCACGGGUCCGGCUCCCCCUGCGAAUCUCAUACCCCCACCGUACCCCGUCUCCCCCUUCUUCUCCCGGCGGCCAGCUCCACCCCCCAGGUUCGCCCCAAGGGAGACACCAUACCCUGGAUCAACCUACCACCCCCCCUAUCCCUCCGCCGUUCCCCACGCCGGGUCCUAUCACCCCUCCGCCAUCCCCUACGCCCCUCCUCCCUACGUCCCCUACCCGCCACCCCAUUAUGCCCCCUACGCCCCCCACCCUCCCGCACCCCCUCCCGCUCCCGCCGUACCAGCCGCACCGCUUCUGCUCGGCCCGCUGCCCGGCCGCCCGGCCGCACUGCUGUGGUUUGAUGCCGUGCCGGGGCUGAAGAGCCCUGCGUGGGUGGCGGUGCCGCAGCAGGGGAAUGGGAGGCAGAAGUUUGUGCCGCGGCCGGUGGGGGGCGGGGCGAGGGGGUUGAGGGAGAGGGGAUCGCCUUUGGAGAGGGGGAGGAGGGGGAGGAGGGGUGGGAGGGGGGUGUGGUGA